CGUGAGCUGAGUCACGUGAUAGGUCGUCUGACUGGGUUCUUCUGUUAUUCAGCACUUCAGCUCUUUAGACUUUUUAGAAAGUAAUAAUCUGUGAGGCUUUUUAUUCACCAUCCGACCAGACAAGGCUUGUGUGAGUUUACAUCUGAAUGGGCCACAGUUUCUAGAAAGCUCAAUCAAGUCAACACACACAACAAUGCGUGAGGGAGUGUGGGUGUUGGUGUGUGUGUUAAGCGGGUGCAGUGCUCUCAUCUGUCCUGAUGGAAGAAUGUGUGAUGACGGAAACACCUGCUGCCAGACACCAUCAGGAGGGUACGGCUGCUGCCCACUCCCUAAUGCAGAGUGCUGUUCAGAUCAUCUGCAUUGUUGUUAUGAAGGCACAUUGUGUGAUCUAGCGCAUUCCAAGUGUGUUAACAAGACACACACUCUAGACUGGGUGAAGAGAGUUGCCGUUAAGCAGUCCAGUCUACCUCAAGCAGUGGUGUGUCCAGACCAGGAAUCUGAAUGUCCUGAUGAUACCACCUGCUGCCAGUUACCUGAUGGGAGCUGGGGUUGUUGCCCUAUGCCUAAUGCCGUGUGUUGUGAAGAUAAAAUGCACUGCUGUCCACAGGGCACUACCUGUGACAUACCUCACUCUCGGUGUAUGUCAUCUAUGCUUGGCUCCACCCCUCUGAGGGGAAAAUUCCCUGCACACCGCAGAGCACAAGGGAAAAAUAGAGCAGUGGAUUGUCCGGAUAAAGUUUCUGCAUGCCCAGAUGAUACAACCUGCUGCCCACUAGGAAAUGGGAGCUAUGGUUGCUGCCCAAUGCCAAAGGCAGUGUGUUGCUCUGAUCAUGUGCACUGUUGUCCAGAGGGCACAUCCUGUGACCUUGUUCACAGUACCUGUGUCUCAGCCAAUGGGCUCAAAGCAAUAGCUACCAAGAUUCCACCUCUCUUCCACUCGAGGGUGCCAGUGGAGUCAGUACCCUGUAAUGACUCGGUAGCGUGUGAGAGUGACACUACUUGCUGUAAGAAAAAAGAUGGUGAUUGGGCCUGCUGUCCACUGCCAGAGGCGGUGUGUUGUAAGGACCACAUCCAUUGCUGUCCUCGGGGCACAGUGUGUGACCUUACAAAAGGGACAUGUGAUAACCCUGCUGGUACUUGGCCCUUCAUUGGCUGGAUGGAGAAAGUGCCAGCUGUCCAGAGGGCCCCACAAUCCUUCGAUCAAAAAUGUGACCAGUCCACAUCGUGCCCCAAGGGUACGACUUGCUGCAAAAUGGAAUCUGGGACCUGGGGAUGUUGUCCUCUUCCACAGGCUGUGUGCUGUGAGGACCACCUCCACUGCUGUCCCCACAAUACAGUGUGUAACGUGGCUGCCGGCACGUGUGACAGCGUCAGUGGUGAUGGUGUGCGUUUGGCAGUGCCCUGGGUGAGCAAGACACCUGCUGUAGCCCCACCACCUGAAAAUGACCGGUGUGAUGAGACUUCAGCCUGUCCAGCUGGCACUACCUGCUGUCGGCAGAAGUCGGGGGCCUGGGCCUGCUGUCCCCUGCCACAGGCUGUUUGCUGUGAUGAUCACGAGCAUUGCUGUCCUCAGGGCUACAAAUGUGAUGUCGCUCACGAAUCCUGUGAGCACCCCUCCCUCCCCCAUAUGCUGUGGUUCAGGAAGCAGCCUGCAGUGCUGAGCAUAACUCAGCACUUUGAUGCUAAGGCUGAUGCUAAUGCUGAUUCAGCAGCGGCAGGCUCUGAGCACAGACAGUGUGAUGCACAAACCAGCUGCCCGAGAGACAAUACCUGCUGCUACAUGAGAAAACUCGACAAAUGGGGCUGCUGUCCACUGCCUCAGGCUGUGUGCUGUGGGGAUGGCGAUCACUGUUGUCCUAAUGGCUACACCUGCGAUACAAAGAAGUCCACCUGCAUUAAAGGCCACCUUGAGUUUCCAUGGUUCCGUAAGAAGGAGGCCAAAGUUACUGUUGGCUCAGAGUUCAUGAAUGAAGUCGCGAAUGUGAAGUGUGACUCCACUAUCAGCUGCCCAACAGGUAGCACGUGCUGCAGAUUAUCUACAGGGCGGUGGGGCUGCUGCCCACAUGUCAAGGCGGUGUGUUGUGAGGACCAUGUGCACUGCUGUCCCGAGGGCUACACCUGUGACAUUCAGGCUGGAACCUGCAUCAAACUGUCCACAACGCAUACCAUUGAACUCACACUCGUACACACACACUCCAGAGACGAGCUGACCUGUGAUGCAACAAGUCAGUGCUCCAAGACUCAAACCUGCUGUAAAAUGUCUGACACGGAAUGGGCCUGCUGUCCAUUUAAGCAGGCAGUGUGUUGUAAGGACAUGAAGCACUGUUGCCCUAUGGGAUAUGUCUGUGACCCCAAGACCAAAGGUUGCACUAGAGUGUCUUCUCUCACUUGGUGGGGCGGUUCUCUUUAGGGCAGCAGGACCCUCACCAUAUUGUGCUUGGUACCCAUAACACUGUUCAGUUAAAAUGUCACUCAAACUUAGACAAGGGACUAUGCAUUCACUUACUUCCACUUAGAUUUUGUUGUUUUUUUUUCAGUUCCACAGAAAUUGUUUAAGGAAUAGAUUUGUUUGUUUAUAUCAGUUUGAAAAGAAACUGACAUGUGAUCGUAUUUUUACUUUGUUUAUGCAAACAGAAACACUCAAGUUCUAGAAAUCAACAUUGCACUCCUGAGUCUGAAAUGCUGUGUAGAAGAAUUUUAGUUUAUUAUGGACUAGAAGCAGCUUUUGGCUGAUUAUCUGCUGCCUGUGUAAGUCACAAACAUUUCUAAAACUUUAUCAUGCUGUUUGUCAGUACCUUUACCUUAUUAGGGUAAAGGAAUAAUUUGGAUCUUUUUCUUGGCCUGUUUUUUUUCUUUAUACUUUUCCAUGCCGAAAUCACUUGUAUGUAGGUGCAAACUUGUAGAUGGCCAUAGACGCAACUCUUGAUGGACAAAGACCACCAUGAAGGCUAGACAUUUGUGAUUGGCUUAAAAAUUCAGACUUAUCAGAUGUCCAAACUCCAAACUUGCUCUGUGAGUCAGAGACACAACUGAAUGUAUUGUGCACUUAAACCCAGCACAGUGUGUGGCCUUUUGGAUUCCCAACUCUAAAAAGCAAGAGUUGAGCAGAGUGAAGGAACAACUUUAAAAAUGCUCAUAUUAUUAGCUAUGACGUUCUGACUUUGAAGUUAGUGGGGUCAAUUAACAUUGACACUACCUGUCUUUUAGUCAUUGUUAGCUGUGCUAGUGUUUUUCAGUGAGAUCCCUGUAACAAAGGAUGUCUGUAAUGUAAACCAAUUGAUUGGAGGCACGUUUUAGUAAUUUAUUUGUUGAAGAGUUUAGCUUUAGGUAUAAUUAAUAAGGAGACAAGUAUAUUUAGGCUGUUCCUGCUUUAAGUUUGUUCUACAUCAUGUAGUUUUUAAUAGAAGUCUAGAUAGAAAGUAUAGUUCAAACUCUAGAAGGCCUCUUUCUCUUUAUUGAUGAAAGAAAGCUCAUUUAAAAUACUGAUUCCAGCUGUCCUAUCCUGGGUUUGCUGGUUAUCCAAAUUGUGAUGUCACCAAAUCCCAGCAUGACUAUGCUAUUUGGAUUUAUUUGGGUAUUGGGGAGUUUUUACAUUAGUGAUUCUAGAUUUGCUUAGUAUUGUUUGUCUUUUUAGCUCACUAAUCCAUUUCCAAUCACAUCCCUCAAAUGAAGAAAAAUAUAGCCUAAUUCAUUUCAUUCUACUGUUUCAUGUCUUUGAAGGCAUAUAUAAUACAACCUGUCUUUUAGAACAUUUCAAAUAUUAAAGAAAUGGCACUGAUUCCACCAGACU
Colossoma macropomum (tambaqui) is the source of this 3790-nucleotide messenger RNA. It is a transcript of the gene grnb, whose product is annotated as granulin b. Bases 194 to 2410 code for a protein of 738 amino acids. NCBI's taxonomy places the organism in Eukaryota, Metazoa, Chordata, Actinopteri, Characiformes, Serrasalmidae. The record is from RefSeq and is a predicted model, not a curated record. Gene Ontology annotation, cellular component: extracellular region. The transcript is spliced from 15 exons.